AUGCCGUUUAAAAAGGGCCGCAAGAGCACGCGAAUCUCCCUAACAAAUACCCGCGUAUCCGCACCUCCAGUGGUGCACGACGGAUCCGAUGAGGAAAUGGCAGAGGGAGACGGCGAUGUUGUAUACGACGAUGCGCGCGACGCGACUCCCCAAGAAGAUGUAGCGGAGGAGGACGAGGAAGACGAGGAAGCGKCAACCCCAGCUGCAGAGGACGACGACGACGAGGAUGACGACGACGAUGCGACUCCGACGGUCACCACAAUCCCGCGACGGAGAGGGCGAGGAGGUCGGCCGCGGUCACGCAUAGGCUAUGGCAACACCCCGGACCCCACCGGAGACGAUGGGAGCGAAUCUGGCACACCAAUGCGCCGGAGACGAGGCCGCCCUCCAGGCACGGGCGGUGGGAGAGGUAGUGGGCGGGGAAGAGGGCGCGGAGGUCGCGGACGUGGUAAUGCCCAUUCCGAUGCGCCGCGGUUCAUCAUCGACAAGAACGGCCGGGCAUUGGAUGUGGUGGACGACGAAGCGCUGGUCGACGACGAUCCCGAGGGCAAUGAGAAGGUCGAUAAGAAGGGCCAUCUUCAAGGAGGGCGGGAGUAUCGUGUGCGCACAUUCACCAUCAUGGGCAAGGAUGAACGCCUGUACAUGCUUUCUACGGAACCCGCACGUUGUUGUGGUUUCCGUGAUAGUUACCUCUUCUUCACCAAGCACCCCAAGCUCUACAAGGUCGUCGUUGGCGAUGAGGAGAAGAAGGAUCUGAUCGACAGGGAUAUCUUACCCAACAGCUACAAAGGACGGAACAUUGGAGUGGUCACUGCCCGCUCCGUCUUUCGCGAAUUUGGAGCCAAGAUCAUUGUCGGUGGACGGCGAAUCAUAGACGACUACAAAGUUGCGGAAGCGAGGGCGAACGGUGAUGUGGAAGGAGAGCUCGCAGAUCCAGACGACCAUGUCCCUGACUCGCAGGAAGCCUACAACCGCAAUCGAUACGUGGCGUGGUUCGGUGCAAGCGAGGUAUAUCGAGCUCAGGCGGGUGGCGGGACCAUGCCACAUACAAAGCAAAGUGGUGCGCUCAAGCGGAGGAACAACUGCACUCUACAAAACUGGCAAUUCAUGCAUGCGAAGGAGGCGAGCAAAUUCAACACCACACUUGCAUCCCUCCGCCAAGCGAAUCUUGACGGUGUCUACGACCCCAACACCAACAUGAUGUUCUACCCAAAGAUCAUGCAGCCAACACAUGCCAAAUGGGAGCAAAUCCCACCCGAGCCCGCGGCAUCUGAAACGAAACCUCAUCUCACGAACGGAAAUACCAACGGCCACAAUCACGACGCAAUGGACGUAGACCACCACACUCGUUCCGUCUUCCCAAAAGUCCCGGCCGUGAUCUCGCGAAACUUCACAGUCAUAGACACGGCCUUUUCCUCUGCACCUCUCUCCAACGCAGGCUACCCAGGACCUGACGGCCACGUCUUCGACCCUUCAUCAGGACCCAAUGGCCUCAGCACAGUCUCUCAAGACCUCAUCGAAGAGCUUCCAGAAGAGUGCAGGAAAGCUUUUAUGCAGGCGCGCGAUUUGGAGUUGGGAUGGAAACGUUCUUGGGGCACGGAGAGUCAGUGUUGUCAGCGCCAGGGUUUGAAAAUUGGCCUCAAUGGGUACCCGGUUUGA
Molecule: messenger RNA, 1659 nt
Organism: Ramularia collo-cygni
Lineage: Eukaryota; Fungi; Ascomycota; Dothideomycetes; Mycosphaerellales; Mycosphaerellaceae
Product: related to nuclear localization protein NPL6
Exons: 3
Coding region: 1-1659 (552 amino acids)
Cellular component (GO): nucleus
Molecular function (GO): chromatin DNA binding
Source: RefSeq, a predicted model, not a curated record